AUGGGCAUCAAAGAUCUGCUUAGAUUCAUGAAACCCUAUAUUGAACCCAUUCACAUUGAAAAAUACGCCGGCCAAAGGGUUGGAAUUGAUGCGUAUUCAUGGCUUCACAAAGGAGCUUAUUCUUGUAGUAUGGAGCUAAGUCUAAACACAGAGGGUCAGAAGAAAUUUCAGUACUUGAACUAUUUUAUGCACCGGAUUUAUCUACUUCGCCACUAUAAGGUUACUCCUGUUGUUGUUUUUGAUGGAGGAAGUAUGCCCUGCAAGGCAGCUACACAGGACGAAAGGGAAAGGAGAAGAAAAGAAAAUCGUGACUUAGCCAUGGAGAAGCUUAAGGAAGGAAAUGUUUCAGCUGCAACUGAGCUAUUUCAGAGGGCAGUGAGUAUCACACCAUUCAUGGCACACCAGUUGAUUCAGAUUUUAAGAUCAGAGGAUGUUGAGUUUUUAGUAGCUCCAUACGAGGCCGAUGCACAAUUGGCAUAUUUGUCCAGCCUUGAAACAGAAAAAGGUGGAAUCCAGGCCGUUAUAUCAGAGGAUAGUGACUUGCUAGCCUAUGGAUGCCCUUCUGUCAUCUUUAAAAUGGACCGAUUUGGGAAUGGCGAAGAGAUAAUUCUAGAAAAGGCUUUCAGUUCCACUGAUCGUGUUCCCUCUUUCAGGAAUUUUGAUAAGGAAUUAUUUACAGGUAUGUGCGUCUUGGCUGGCUGUGAUUUCCUUCCCUCAAUUCCUGGAAUUGGAAUUGCUAGAGCUCAUGGUUUGGUUUCUAAGUAUCGGAACUUAGAUCGUGUACUUUCCAUUUUAAAGUUGGAGAAAAAAAGUAAAAUUCCUGAAAGUUACUCAAAAUGCUUUAAAGAAUCAGUAGCAGUUUUCAAGCAUGCUCGUGUAUAUGAUGGUUCGUUGAAGCUGCUGAAACACAUGAAUCCCAUACCGGAUGAGCUUUUGGAAUGUUUCAAUGAAGGACUUGACUUCUUAGGGCCAGAAAUGCCUCCUUCAAUGGUUACAGGUAUUGCUCAUGGAGAUCUCCAUCCCGGCACACUGGAGGCUUUUAAUGAAUCUCCAGAUUCUGGUCAUGUAAAUCUCACCAACAAAUUCAGAGCUGAUAGGUUGGAGAGAAAAGAGAAGCCUACUCUAUCUUCACAAGAAGGCUGCUUUGCUAAGCAGAUCUCUUCUCUUGCAGAAGUGACGCAUGUAAAUGGAGCUCUUGAGCUUGAAAAGCUAAUGCUACCUUUGGACAAUGAACCAGAGAAAGAAUACGGAACAAUUCAAAAAGAAGACCUGAAGCUUCCGGAUAACAACCCUUUCAGGAAAAGGAAAAGGGAAGAAAUUCAGCUAGAGGAGACAGAAAGCACAGUUGAACAAGUCUCAGUGUUGACUGAAGUUGAAACAUCAGAAGUUAUUCGUGCGACUCCAGAUUCCCAGCAGAGUGUGGAAUCUAAGCCAAUAAAUCUUACCAAUAAGCACAUACAAGCACGGAAUGUGAAGAAGGUGAAACAAAAUAAUUCCCUUUGUACAGUUCAAAAGAACGGUAGCAUCUUAAACUUCUUUUCUCGAGUAUGA
Molecule: messenger RNA, 1551 nt
Organism: Oldenlandia corymbosa var. corymbosa
Lineage: Eukaryota; Viridiplantae; Streptophyta; Magnoliopsida; Gentianales; Rubiaceae
Source: the annotation of a GenBank genome assembly